Messenger RNA from Rhinichthys klamathensis goyatoka, 1640 nucleotides. Its product is annotated as scavenger receptor cysteine-rich type 1 protein M130-like. Bases 34 to 1365 code for a protein of 443 amino acids. Lineage: Eukaryota; Metazoa; Chordata; Actinopteri; Cypriniformes; Leuciscidae. The transcript is spliced from 4 exons. Gene Ontology annotation, cellular component: membrane. The record is from RefSeq and is a predicted model, not a curated record.
AGCCCCAUAAAUAAGCCACGCUUUAGUUGAUCUAUGUUGUCUUAUUUAGAAGUCCGGCUGGUUGGAGGUUCUCGCUGCUCUGGGAGGUUAGAGAUACUUCACGAUCAGUCGUGGGUUUCAGUGUGUGACGCUGCCUUUGACCAGCAGGAUGCAGAGGUUGUGUGUAGAGAGCUGGACUGUGGGGCUCCUGUACAGGUGCUGGGAGAAGAUGCUUUUGGCAAAGGAGACGCUCAGAUGUGGACACAAGAGAUUCAGUGCAGAGGAAAUGAGUCUCAGGUUCACCUCUGUCCAACAUCACCAUCACAUGAAAACAACUGUUCAUAUGAGCACAACAUUGGUUUGCUGUGUACUGACAUAAGAAAUGUGAGACUGGUAAACGGUAGCAGUCGCUGUGCUGGUAGAGUGGAGGUUCUUCAUAGAGGUCAGUGGGGAACAGUGUGUGGAGCUGGCUGGGAUAUGGCUGAUGCUGCAGUGGUGUGUAGAGAGCUGGACUGUGGAGAACCUGUAGAUGCUCUGUAUGAUGUUCAUUUUGGACUGGGAUCAAAACCGUUUUGGAUGAAAAAUGCAAUGUGUACCGGAUCAGAGUCUACACUUAAGAAAUGUGGAUUCAUACAACCAUCUGAUCUUAUUGUGUGUCUUAAUAAGAGCGCUCAAGUCAUUUGUUCAGAAGUCCGGCUGGUUGGAGGUUCUCACUGCUCUGGGACGUUAGAGAUACUUCACGAUCAGUCGUGGGUUUCAGUGUGUGACGCUGCCUUUGACCAGCAGGAUGCAGAGGUUGUGUGUAGAGAGCUGGACUGUGGGGCUCCUGUACAGGUGCUGGGAGAAGAUGCUUUUGGCAAAGGAGACGCUCAGAUGUGGACACAAGAGAUUCAGUGCAGAGGAAAUGAGUCUCAGAUUCACCUCUGUCCAACAUCACCAUCACAUGAAAACAACUGUUCACAUGAAAAUGUUGUUGUCUUGGUCUGUGCAGGCAAUAUGAAAGUGAGGUUGGUUAAUGGUAGCAGUCGCUGUGCUGGUAGAGUGGAGGUUCUUCAUAGAGGUCAGUGGGGAACAGUGUGUGAUGUUUUCUGGGAUAUGGCUGAUGCUGCAGUGGUGUGUAGAGAGCUGGACUGUGGAGAACCUGUAGAUGCUCUGAGUGGUGCUCAUUUUGGACCAGGAUCAGGACCGAUCUGGACAAAUCGCAAGUUAUGUUCGGGAUCAGAAUCUACACUGAAGAACUGUGCAACAGUAAAUUGGGGUGAUUAUGACUGUGAUCAUACUAAAGAUGCAGGAGUAAUCUGCUCAGGUAAACUGCUCCAAACCCUGCCCUGUUUUUACAUCACUGAUAAUUCAACUGCCUUAAAGGGAAAGUUCAACCAAAAAUGAAAAAUCAGUCAUCAUUUACUUUGUGUCCUUUCAAACCUCUGUGACUUUGUUCUGUAGAGCACAAAAUGUUUGUUUUUUUCCCUAAUUUUACUUUCAUUAUAUUGAAAAGAGUACCAGGAUAUUCUUUUAAAUUCCCCUUUUAUGUUCCAUAAAAAAGAAAGUCAGAAUGAUAUGGAUUGACAUGAGAGAUUGUGUAAUUUGACUAUUUUACUCCUUUCACAUUAAUAAGUGGUGCUUUGUGGUAGAACAACAAUGACAAGAAUUACAGACCUUUA